Molecule: messenger RNA, 4851 nt
Organism: Brassicogethes aeneus
Lineage: Eukaryota; Metazoa; Arthropoda; Insecta; Coleoptera; Nitidulidae
Source: the annotation of a GenBank genome assembly
UUCGCGCCUAACUUCGCAACGGUCGCCAAAAUGGCAGAUAAACAAUUUACCCAUUAAUUUUCGAUGAAUUUUACGAAUUGACGCCAAAAUGGGGGACACAGGCGAUGAAUUAAAAAACGUCGAACUCAAAGAGGACAUUUUUAGUGGCAUCAAGUACUACGUAACCGGUGAUGUCCACGAAAAGGUGAUAGAGUUGUUAAAAUGCGGAAAAGCGGAACGUAUGAACUAUUUCUCUGACUAUGUGAACCAUUUGAUUGUUGGGGAUGCACCCGAAGAUACAGAUAUCACAGACGCUAGUGAUGUGUAUGAGAUACCGGCUUUGACCCCUAAAUGGGUUGUAAUAAGUGCCAAGUUGAAAAAAUUGGUUAAUAAAAAAGCUUAUUUGUAUAAUCCCAACAAGAUUUUUGCUGGGAUGACUUUUUGUUUGGAAAAAAUGGGUAGAGAUACAAAUUUACUGUGGGGGAUUAUAACCUAUAAUGGGGGGGUUGUACAGUUUAAUUUGAGUAAUAAAUGUACACAUUUGGUUACUGUGAGUUGUGGUACACGUAAAUACAAUAAAGCUCUAAAUUUGGAUGGUAAAAUAACCAUAAUAACACCGGAUUGGGUUAUGGAGAGUAUUAAGCAAAAAAACCUGGCGGAUGCGAAUUUAUUUCACCCCAAAUUAAUAAAUUGGCCGAAAAUUGUUAAAACUGAGAGUACUACGUCUAUAACAGGCUUCGAACCUGAUGUUGAGGUUAAAAAAGAGGUUAAACAAGAAGACGAUGUUGCCAACUCUACGCAGGCUUUACUGGACAAACUAAAAUCUCGUAUGCCGUGGAAUCAGCCUCCUAGCACCUCAAACAGUGAAACAAUUGGUCCUCCUAACGUUGUAGCGCCUAGUUUUCAACAAAAACAACAACAAUCUCCAAUAAGACCUCAAAGUUUACCUCAAUCGCCUAUAAACUCCAACAUAUCUCCAACUCCACAACAAAUACCGAGAAGUAUUGUCCACCACACGCCCCAGACUUCAGUACCGCAGCAAACUUUCCCACAACAACAACAACCAAUCAACAUACAGAGACUGUUGAGUCCUCAAAAUCAACAAAAUCAAAUGAGACCUUCAAUACAACAACUAAGAGGUCAACUACCGAACCCAAUUCAUCAACAAUUGCUGCAGCAACGCCUAAAUCAACAACAAAACAUUUUAAAUCAACAGCAGCAACAGCCAAAUCAACGCCCGCAAAUGGUCGUAAAUCAACAAUUGCUGCAAAGACAGUUGAUACAAAAUCAACUUCAAAAUCAACCUCAAAAUCAACAACAAUUGCAGCUGCAGCAACUGAAACAACAAAUUCAGCAGCAGAAUCAACAAAACCCGAAUUUCGUGCCGCAAAAUCAACAAUUUGUUCAACAACAACAAAAUCAACAGCAACAACAAAUGUUGAUCAAUCAACCGCAACAGUUGCCAAAUCAACAAACGUUGAUACAAAAUCAACAGCAGCAAUUGCAAAUGCAAAAUCAACAACAGUUGUUGCAGCAGCAACAACAAAAUCAGCAACAACUGUUAAAUCAACAGCAAUUGUUGCUAAAUCAGCAGCAACAGCCGCAAAAUCAACACCAAAUAAUGCAGAAUCAACAGUUGCUGCAAAAUCAACAGCAACAAAUGCUGAGUCAGCAGCAACAACAACAGCAAGGCUUGAUGCAGCAAAAUCAACAAUUGCUGCAGCAAAAUCAACAUCAAGUCAUGCAGAAUCAACAAUUGCUGCAACACAAUCAACCGCAGCAACAACACGUCGUGGUGAAUCAACAACAACAACAACAAUUUCAACAGUCGCCUCAGCAGCAGCAACAGCAAAAUCAACAGUUUGUCGGCAAUCAACAAUUCGUGCAGCAACAAUUGGUGCAAAAGAAUUUGGUUCAGCAACAACAAAGUUUAGAUGACGUGAACGUUGUUAAUCAACAGCAAUUCGUUGUUAAUCAACAACAACAACAAGUGAGAAUGCAGCAGCAACAACAGCAACAAAUCGGUGUACCUCAACAACAACAAAUAAUCAGGCCGCAAUUUCAACCUCAAAACCAACUGCAACAGCAGCAAAUUUUGGUGCAAAAUCAACAACAACAACCUCGAGCGCAUUUUUUCCAGCAACAACCGCAACAACAAGUUAUAAAUCAACCUCAACAAGUUCAACAACAACCUCAAUUGAGGCACCCAAUCAACAUCGUUCAACAGCAACAACAGCAGGGUCAACAACCGCGGCAGUGGUCUCCUACUCAACCUCAACAAAAUAUGCCAGUGAGGCAGUACAUACAGUUGGAUGCUAAUACGCAUAAUCAACUUCAAAAAAUGCCUCCUGAGCAACGCGCGCUGUUUGUUGCUAAACUGCAGAAGGAGAGAAUGAAGCAGGUUCAGCAACAAAGAGGGGGGAGUCAUAUUUUGAUUCGCGGUCAAGUUCCGGCCGGUUUAAAUCAUCAACAGCAGGUUCAGUGGUUGCAGCAACAAGCCAAACAACAGGGGAUCGCUUUGCCGCCCAAUCUGCAGCAACAAAACAUAACCCCCGGCACUCUGACGCCUCAGCAACCGCAACAAAUAACUCAACAACCGCAACAGAUAACUCCCGGGUUGAGUCCGUUGCAACAAACGGUUCUGCAGCAGUUUCAACCGGCGCAAACCGUACAGGUCGAUCAGAACUCGCAGCAGCAGCUUCAAAUACGACAGUACCGGCUGCAGCAGCUUCAGAUACAGCGCGAGCAGGCCCAGAAAGCCCACCUAGCACCCCAGACUCAACCCGCGCAGCAAUUGGUGCGCCCUCUGCCGGGGCAAACCCCCGUAGCGGACUCCACGACCCCCACCCCGGUUCAGAACCUCGCCGAGGCGGGCGUGCAACAUCCCCUGGUGGUCAACGCCAAAACUAAAACCGCCCUAGCCAACAUGCUGAGCAUUAGAUUGCAAAGCGGCGGUACCAACAUAACCCCCCCGGAAAACCUGCCCGAACAAAGCGCUGCCGGAACUUUAAGGUUGAUGACCGCUCAGCAUAACGCAGCUUUGAAUUCGAAUCCGAGGCCGCAGGAGUUGAUGGGGCUCCAGCAACGCCCCAGGGUCAUAAGCGGCCCCAACGGGGAAAUUAUAAGGGCCCCGGGGCCCGUAGCCCCCCCUGUAAACCCGAUAAGCGAGCCCAAUAAAUUGCAGUACGGAUCUAGGCCGCCAGUGCCGGUUCAGCACCGUCCCGGGCCUUUCUACGGGCACAACCCCAACCUAAAACUUCCAGCGAAUUUGUUCUUGUUAGGUUGCAUUUUCGUUGUGGUUGAAAUUGAGCGAUACCUGGACGAUUCUUUACCUGGAUGGCAGCAAAAAAUCGAAAAACACGGAGGCGAAGUGGAAAGACAGUAUUGCAACAGGGUGACGCACGUUCUCUGUGAAACCCAGAGGCACGGUGUGGUAAUGCAGGCUUUACGCGAUUGCAAACGAUGCGUCACAAUUUACUGGCUUUCUGACGUCAUGAAAAGGAGGCAGGUUUUACCGCCCUGGACGGCCCUGCAUCUACCCACGAUUUAUUUGGACACCACCCCAGCCUCAAAGCAUUUAAUUUCAAUCAGUGGAUUCACAGGCGCCGAUAGAAAUAAAAUCAAGCAUAUGAUUAGUUAUACUGGGGCUAAAAUGACUUCGUACUUUUCCAAACACAACACUUUGCUGGUGGCCGCCAAAACGGAAGGACCCAAAUACAGUUACGCGAAAAAGUGCGGUAUUUCGGUUGUUAACGUGCAAUGGUUGACUGACGUUAUGCUGGGGAAUUUUACCGCCCUCUCCCAAAUGGAGCACGUGUUAUAUCAACAAUAUUCGACCCCGCCGAAUUUUAGCUUCGAUCCCAAACACGUGCCAAAUUUAAUGCAUGCGUGGAAAAUGCCCAUUAACAUCUCACAAGAGUCCUAUGAAAGAGUCAAAAGAAGUGCGUCUCCUGUUUUGUUGCCGAAGGCAAAAAAACAAAAAACCGAAAAUACCGAUGAAAAUGACAAUAUCGACGAAAUUGUCAAUAAUUCGGCCAAUGGUGGGUACAGAAUAUUAUUUUCCAUGGCUACCAACACCAAAAGUAUGGAGAGAAUGGUCAGAGAAUUGGGGGCAACUUUGACGAAAAAUCUUCAAGAUUGCACCCAUUUGGUGAUGCCUCAAUUAAGUCGCAGCAUAAAACUGAUGUUUGCCUUAACGAGGGGCGUUCGAAUCGUGCCUGAAAGUUGGUUGAUCGAUUCGCACCGAGAAAAACGUUUCUUGGACGAAAAUUCGUAUAAAUUUGACGCGGAAAGGUUCAAUAAAAUGUUCGAGAUCGAUUUUUAUGGCAGUUUGUUGAAGGAGAACAAAAACAAGCUGUUUGAAGGUUAUAUUUUUUGGAUUACGCCUUCCGUCUCGCCCAGUAAAAAAAUCGUACAGGAGUUGAUAGAAGCGUCAGGAGGUUUUAUCGAGAGAGUUCGUAGAAGCCAAAAUCAAAUAUGUUCGGAGAUGGGUCCAAUCCCCAGUAAAAAUUACGUAAUAAUUACGCAUUCAAAUGACAUUCAUUUAAUUGCGGACCUGCUAAAACUUAAAAAGAACAAAAAUCUGACGAUUUGUAACGCAGAGUUCGUCUUUUUCAACAUUUUAAACCAAAAAAUCGAGUUUGAUAAAUUUUUAGUGAAAGUUCUUUAAAAGCAACAAAACUGACUGAUUUACUUAUAUUUUUGUAUAUUUCUAGAAUUCUUUUUAAGACUCAAUGAUUGUAUGUAUAUUUGAUUUACCCUAUUGUAUUUAAAUAAUUGUGUUUUACAUUUUUUAAGUUUAUUAUGCCCUUUUAAUUUAUAAGAGAUUUAUCGUAUAUUGUUUAAUUUGAAUAAAAUACAUUUUUGUAUUAA